Mya arenaria is the source of this 2804-nucleotide messenger RNA. RefSeq names its product scavenger receptor cysteine-rich domain superfamily protein-like. NCBI's taxonomy places the organism in Eukaryota, Metazoa, Mollusca, Bivalvia, Myida, Myidae. Gene Ontology annotation, cellular component: membrane. The transcript is spliced from 21 exons. Bases 17 to 2710 code for a protein of 897 amino acids. The record is from RefSeq and is a predicted model, not a curated record.
UUUGGCCAUUAUCUGGAUGGAUGUGGGCGCUCUUGCCUUGCAGUGCUACUCCUGUCAAGGCACCAACGAUACCAGCCAGUGUCAAACAACAACAACAUGCAAUUCAUCAGAGACGUGCUUUACAAACAAAUCUUCACGUGCCUCAGGAAACAUGGUUACAAUGGGUUGUGCUUCGCUGCAGGUUUGUUCAAGCUCGGUGCAUCACGGGGGUGGGGCGUUGGUCGGUCGAGCAGUGCUUGGUGACUGCCACGAAUGCUGCUCAAGAAAUUUGUGCAAUAAAGCACUUUGCAACCACCUAGACCCAUCUGUGUGUGUGGAUGACGAAGCUACCGACUGCGCCAGACUUCAGUCACUGUUUGAUAUAUGCAAUGGGGAUGCGGAGAAGGCUGCGAGCAUAUGUCCUAAGUUCUGCAAUUUAUGCACCUACACAAAUGGACAGUGGUCGGAAUGGUCCUCCUGGUCAUCUUGUUCCAUCACAUGUGGAGAAAUGACACUAACACGGUCAAGAUCUUGCACAAACCCUGCUCCCUCCCCAAGAGGCAAACCUUGCGUAGGCUCCCCAGCGGACCACAAACAAUGUGUUCUGGAAAAAUGCCCUGUUCAUGGCGGUUGGAGUGGUUGGGUCGGAUGGGGUACUUGUUCAGCAACCUGUGGAGUUGGAAUUCAGCAUAGAGAAAGAAGCUGCACGAAUCCGGCUCCGUCUAGAUUCGGCGACCAUUGCUUUGGGGACUCAACAGAUGAUCGCGUCUGUGUAAUACGACCUUGCCACAACGGGGGUUGGUCUUCGUGGCAAGCCUGGAGUUCUUGCCCAGUUUCAUGCGGCGGAGGUUUGAAGAAACGAACACGCCAAUGCAACAAUCCAGCGCCUUCCUACUUUGGUCAUGAUUGUGUAGGGGAUGCUAUCGACACAAUGAUAUGUAACAACACUCCCUGCAACACUGUUGACGGGCACUGGUCUAUAUGGGAUGAUUGGAGUCAAUGCACCGUUCCAUGUGGCGGAGGAUACAAACAGAGGCACCGCUCCUGCAACAACCCCAGCCCCUCUCAAUUAGGACAAGUGUGCAUAGGAAGUGAUAUUAUCACAGUACCAUGCAAUGCCAAUGAAUGUGGCAAAGACGGUGCAGUGAGACUAUCGGGAUCAGGGUCCGGCCGCGUUGAAAUCUAUCUGAAUCGCACUUGGGGUACAAUUUGUGACGACUCUUUCGACAACGAGGAUGCUCAGGUCAUUUGCUUUAUGCUUGGCUAUUCCAGGUCGGGUGCUGUAGCAAAAGGCAAUGCAUAUUUUGGCCAAGGAUUGUCGAGUAUGCCAAUUUUGCUUGACGACCUCGGCUGCUCGGGGUCUGAAAACAAUGUGCUGAGUUGCAGUCACCGUCUUAAAGGGCAUGCCGACUGUGGACAUGGUGAAGACGCGGGCGUUAUUUGUCCCACAAACGGUGCAGUGACCUUAUCGGGAUCAAGUUCCAACAAAUAUCAGGGCCGCGUUGAAAUAUAUAUGAAUGACACGUGGGGUACAGUUUGUGACAAUUCUUUCGACAACGAGGAUGCUCUGGUCGUUUGUCGAAUGCUUGGAAUUUCAAGUCCGGGAGCAGUAGCAAAGAGAAGUGCACAUUUUGGGCAAGGGUCCUCGAGUAUGCCAAUUUUGCUUGACGAAAUCGGCUGCUCUGGAUCUGAAAGCAGUGUGUUGAGUUGCAGUCAUCGUCCUUUAGGGCAAAACACCUGUGGGCAUGGUGAAGAUGCGGGUGUUAUUUGUACUACAGGAACAAACUCCAGCAGCCUUCAAGGCCGCGUUGAAAUCUAUUUGAAUAACAAAUGGGGAACAAUUUGUGACGAUUCGUUUGACAACGAGGAUGCUCAGGUUGUUUGUCGUAUGCUUGGCCUACCAAGUUCGGGAGCUGUAGCAAAAGGCAAUGCAUAUUUUGGCCAAGGAUUAUCGAGUAUGCCUAUUUUGCUUGACGACCUCGGCUGCUCGGGAUCUGAAAGCAGCGUGCUCAGUUGCAGUCACCGACCUAUAGGGCAUGCAGACUGUGGACAUGGUGAAGACGCGGGCGUUAUUUGUCCCACAAACGGUGCAGUGACCUUAUCAGGAACAAAUUCCAACAAAUAUCAAGGCCGCGUUGAAAUAUAUCUGAAUGACACGUGGGGUACAAUUUGUGACAAUUCUUUCGAUAACGAGGACGCUCUGGUCGUUUGUCGAAUGCUUGGAAUUUCAAGUCCGGUAGCAGUAGCAAAGAGAAGUGCACAUUUUGGGCAAGGAUCCUCGGGUAUGCCAAUUUUGCUUGACGACAUCGGUUGCUCUGGAUCUGAAAGCAGUGUGUUGAGUUGCGGUCAUCGUCCUUUAGGGCAAAACACCUGUGGGCAUGGUGAAGAUGCGGGCGUUAUUUGUACUACAGUGCGGCUCUCAGGAACAAACUCCAGCAGCGUUCAAGGCCGCGUUGAAAUCUUUUUAAAUAACGAAUGGGGUACAAUUUGUGACGAUUCGUUUGACAACGAGGACGCUCAGGUCAUUUGUCGCAUGCUUGGCCUACCAAGUUCGGGAGCUGUAGCAAUAGGCAAUGCAUAUUUUGGCCAAGGAUUGUCGAAUAUGCCUAUUUUGCUUGACGACCUCGGCUGCUCGGGAUCUGAAAGCAGCGUGCUCAGCUGCAGUCACCGACCUAUAGGCCAUGCCGACUGUGGACAUGGCGAAGAUGCGGGCGUUAUUUGUCCCCAUUAGUGUUAAGAAACAGAGUUCGGGCAGCAUGUCGACAUUUCUUUGCAAUGUGUAUGUUGUAAGAAUACUGUAAGAAUAAAGGAGAAGAAAUGAGAAA